Messenger RNA from Cornus florida, 1107 nucleotides. RefSeq lists its product as uncharacterized. The record is from RefSeq and is a predicted model, not a curated record. Gene Ontology annotation, molecular function: ubiquitin protein ligase activity. NCBI's taxonomy places the organism in Eukaryota, Viridiplantae, Streptophyta, Magnoliopsida, Cornales, Cornaceae. The transcript has 6 exons. Bases 173 to 793 code for a protein of 206 amino acids.
CAGUUGGAUUUAUGCAUAUAUAUAUAUAUAUGUACGUAUAUAGAUAUAUAUGACGAAAUUAUUGAAUGCGUAAGCUUAAGAAGUCGAAUCAAAACCUGAAGUAGAAGGAAAAAGCUUCCGACACUUUUAUUAGAGAGGAGAAGAGCGACGUGGAGGAUAUAAAUUGAGUGAGAUGGAGGAGGGACCUAGUGAGAGAAUGGUAGGUUCCGAUCCAAACCCUAGCACGAGAGACUCCAACGCUCCUCCUUCCGAUGGCUCUUGUCCAAUCUGUUUGGGGCCUUUGGGCGCCUUCAGCAUUCCUUCCCGAACUCAGUGUGGCCACUGGUACUGCGCUGGUUGCAUUUUGCGGUGGUGGAAUGAUGGUUCAAAGCCUUGCAAGUGCCCCUUAUGCUCUCGACCCAUUAGUAAGUUGACAACAGUGACAUCGAUGCACCACCAGCAGGAAGAGGGGGUUACUAAGGCUUUGGAAAAUAUUAGGAAAUAUAACCGCCUUUUCGGCCCAAAGAAGGGACUUGUGUUACCACUGAUCAUCAAGAGAAUAUUUCAUCACCUUCACAAAUUAUGCUUUGUUGCAAUAUCGCUGGCUGCCCUCUACAGUUUCUGCUCCUUUGACUUCCCUAAAAUAGGGGAUUUGAGUGCCGCUGUAGACUUCUUCGACUACUGUGCUACCGCUUUGGUAGUCAUCCUAUAUUUGAUUGGUCUUUGUCGCAUUCGUCGUCUCCAAGAUGGGGGUUUCGUUAUCCACCUCACUGCACCACGGAUGAGAAUGCGUGAUUCACACCUGAUAUACUAGAAGCUUGCCAUACAAUUUGAACCGAUUUGAGUUUGUAUGGCAAUCGUGUUCUUUGACUGGGUAAAGAAAACUAUUUACUUCGAUUUAAUCUGCAAGAAAGCUAGACAAACUUGUUGGAUUUAAAUUUAAGCCAGAAUGGGCCGGGUCUCCGGUUAGAGUCUCACCUGAGAGGGCCGAGUUUAAAUGAUGCACGCUUUUUGUGGGUGAUUGCCUUGAUCCAGAGUUUGCAAGCUAUUGAGAGUCCAAAAAUAACCAGCGGGUGAAGUAUAUAUAUAUAUAUAUAUAUAUAUAGAUAUUCCAAAUGAUAUUUUUAA